GGGGGAGGAGGUUAUAAAGCGAGUACAGAGUAGCUGGCGGGAUAGCCAUGCAGUCCAAGCGGGAAUGUGAGCUGUGGUGUGAGAGGGUGAAUCCGGAAAACAAGGCAGCUUUGGAGGCAUGGGUCAGGGAGACGGGCAUCCGCCUGGUGCAGGUGAACGGGCAGAGGAAGUAUGGCGGGCCACCCCCAGGCUGGGUGGGCAGCCCGCCGCCGGCCGGCUCAGAGGUGUUUAUCGGGCGGCUGCCCCAAGACGUGUACGAGCACCAGCUGAUCCCACUGUUCCAGCGCGUGGGCCGGCUCUACGAGUUCCGCCUGAUGAUGACCUUCAGCGGCCUAAACCGUGGCUUCGCCUACGCCCGCUACAGUUCGCGGCGCGGCGCCCAGGCCGCCAUCGCCACGCUGCACAACCACCCGCUGCGGCCCUCCUGCCCGCUGCUCGUGUGCCGCAGUACUGAGAAGUGCGAGCUGAGUGUGGACGGGCUGCCCCCGGGGCUGAGUCGCCGCGCGUUGCUGCUCGCGCUGCAGCCCCUGGGUCCCGGCCUGCAGGAGGCGCUGCUGAUGCCCAGCCCUGGGCCCGCGCCCGCGCAAAUUGCGCUGCUGAAGUUCAACUCGCACCGCGCCGCCGCCAUGGCCAAAAAAGCCCUAGUGGAAGGGCAGUCACGCCUCUGUGGAGAGCAGGUGGCCGUGGAGUGGCUCAAGCCAGAUCUGAAGCAGCGACUCCGCCAGCAGCUGGUGGGCCCCUCCUUGCAGUGCCUACAGCCAGAGGGCAGUCGGUUGGCCCUGGCCAGGGACAAGCUAGAGUCCCAAGGGGCUCGGGGUGCCCUGCAGCUGUUGUGCCAGCGGAUGAAGCUGGGCAGCCCUGUGUUCCUCACCAAGUGUUUGGGCAUGGGCCCUGCUGGCUGGCACCGCUUCUGGUACCAGGUGGUGAUCCCUGGGCAUCCAGUGCCCUUCAGUGGCCUCAUCUGGGUUGUGCUGGCCCCAGAUGUGCAGAAUGGGCAUGAGAUGGCUAAGGAUGCUGUGUCUGCAAGGUUGCUAGAGGCACUGAGUGCCUCUAGAGCCAGUCUUCUACCGACUGGUGGGGCUGAGGCAGGUACCGUGGUUAAGCAGUGA
Prionailurus viverrinus (fishing cat) is the source of this 1109-nucleotide messenger RNA. It is a transcript of the gene DND1, whose product is annotated as DND microRNA-mediated repression inhibitor 1. Gene Ontology annotation, cellular component: nucleus; cytoplasm. Gene Ontology annotation, molecular function: mRNA binding. NCBI's taxonomy places the organism in Eukaryota, Metazoa, Chordata, Mammalia, Carnivora, Felidae. The record is from RefSeq and is a predicted model, not a curated record. Gene Ontology annotation, biological process: mRNA stabilization; germ cell development; negative regulation of miRNA-mediated gene silencing. The transcript is spliced from 4 exons. Bases 48 to 1109 code for a protein of 353 amino acids.